Aspergillus ibericus CBS 121593 is the source of this 1224-nucleotide messenger RNA. RefSeq lists its product as uncharacterized. The coding region runs from base 121 to 1071 and encodes 316 amino acids. NCBI's taxonomy places the organism in Eukaryota, Fungi, Ascomycota, Eurotiomycetes, Eurotiales, Aspergillaceae. The transcript has 6 exons. The record is from RefSeq and is a predicted model, not a curated record.
UUUCCUAUCCGUGGAUCACUCUCCUUCGAUCCGGAUUCCUUAGCAGUUCUCGGCGACCAUCUCUCUGACCCGGACUACUGUUCUCGGCAUACUGCGUUUGUCUCAGUGCUUGCUUUCACAAUGAGUUCACGAAAGCUGGGCCCCGGAACCCGUAAUGCCUAUUCUGGGGGCUACAGCCAAUCAGUCAGGAGACAGAUAGACAAUGUCGUUCUUCCAGACAAGAUCAAGUGCGGAACGUGCAAGAAGUUUCGGUACAUCCAGGCCUUUUCCAAUCGUCAGCUGGACGCGCUACGCAAUGCUGUAGUGGUUCAGGGAGUCCGGGCUACUACCAGUGGAUAUGCCAGAUGCCUGACUUGCACGGGAGGAAGUCUCGCUGAGCUCAAGUGCGCCGCCUGUGACCGGGUCAAGGCCGUGGAUGAGUUUGCAAAGAACCAGCGGCAGGCACGCGACGCUGCGAAAUGCUUGAACUGUGUGCAGGAUCGUGCCGAGACCGAACCUCUCGUCGACGAAACCAAGAUGAUUACUGAUGGCGAAUCUACUGCCGCUAGCUCGACCAUGAGCCAGGUUGAUGGUAGCUCCGUGGCGGGAUCUUCGAAGCGCAUCCAAGGCUCUACCGACGGCAACGACGAUGGCGACGAUGGCGACGACGGCGACGACGGCGACGACGGCAACGAUGAUGACGACCAGUCCAUUGGUGGCGGUGUCUUCGUGGAAAAGGAAAAUAUAGACGAAAAUAGCAGUCGCCCUGGAAAGGAGAAGGCAUUCAUCGGAUACGACCCCCAGGGAAAAUCCCACCGCCUGUCCGUCCGGACUGAGGGCGAAGAGCCUGCUGAGGGAACCGGCUCUAUGCACAGCGGAUGGGCAGCCUGGGGUGUGAAGAACAGGCCCUCCGGAAAGGAUGCCAGUGAUGACACCAGACCGAUGAGGAAGAAGGAGCCCAAGUUUGCCAAGAUCCGAGGCUAUCGAUUCGAAAAGGGUGAAGGCCCCAGUAUGAGAAUUCCCGAGUCCACCGGCCAGACUAUCCCGUCUGACGACGAGGAGGAAGACAAUGAAUUGGAUAGCUUCCUGUGAGCCGGCCUGCUUCCCAAGGACAAGGCUAUGUGCUGCGGCGAUCGUGCUGAGUUGUCGGAACAUUGGGUCCAACUGAGAGCUUCAUUUCGGGUUUACUUUUCACCUUUCGGUCCUUUUCUUCUCUUCAUUGAUUUGUUUCCCUUAUUAAACAGA